This is a messenger RNA of Verticillium nonalfalfae, 3144 nucleotides long. RefSeq names its product 2-oxoglutarate dehydrogenase E1 component (gene KGD1). The record is from RefSeq and is a predicted model, not a curated record. The coding region runs from base 1 to 3144 and encodes 1047 amino acids. Gene Ontology annotation, cellular component: oxoglutarate dehydrogenase complex; mitochondrion. Gene Ontology annotation, molecular function: oxoglutarate dehydrogenase (succinyl-transferring) activity; thiamine pyrophosphate binding. Gene Ontology annotation, biological process: tricarboxylic acid cycle. The transcript is spliced from 2 exons. Lineage: Eukaryota; Fungi; Ascomycota; Sordariomycetes; Glomerellales; Plectosphaerellaceae.
AUGCUGCGCAGCUCGCUGAGCAAAGCCAGCACUCGGGUGCUUCAAAGCUCCCGGUGCGCGGCCCCUUCAUCCCGUCGCUUCUCGACUCUCCCUACCACGCCGCGUACCGCCGCGACACAGACUCUGGCCGCAAGCCGCCGACCCCUGAGCUUGACCGCGAGGAGGCAUUACGCCAGCGCCACCGACAAUGCCCCCGAUCCCAAUGACAACUUCCUCUCCGGAAACACCGCCAACUACAUUGACGAGAUGUACAUGCAGUGGAAGGAGGAUCCCAAGAGCGUCCACGUCUCAUGGCAGGUCUACUUCCGCAACAUGGAGUCUGGCGACAUGCCCAUCUCCCAAGCCUUCACCCCGCCGCCCUCUCUCGUGCCCGGCGCCACGGGAGGCGUCCCUCGCCUCGCCGCCGGCAGCGCUGAGGGCACCGAGGUGGCGAACCACCUGAAGGUCCAGCUCCUCGUCCGCGCCUACCAGGCUCGCGGCCACAACAAGGCCAACAUCGAUCCCCUCGGUAUCCGUAACGAGCAGAAGGGCUUUGGUAACAUCAAGCCCAAGGAGCUCACCCUCGAGCACUACCAGUUCACCGAAAAGGACCUCGACACCGAAUACUCCCUCGGCCCCGGCAUCCUGCCUCGCUUCAAGCGCGAGGGCCGCGAGAAGAUGACGCUGCGCGAGAUCAUUGACGCCUGCGAGCGCAUCUACUGCGGGUCCUAUGGAAUCGAGUUCAUCCACAUUCCUGACCGUGAGAAGUGCGACUGGCUGCGCGAGCGCCUCGAGGUGCCCCAGCCCUUCAAGUACAGCAUUGAUGAGAAGCGCCGCAUCCUCGACCGUCUUAUCUGGAGUUCGAGCUUCGAGUCCUUCCUGUCCACAAAGUACCCCAACGACAAGCGUUUCGGCCUGGAGGGUUGCGAGACCCUGGUCCCCGGUAUGAAGGCUCUGAUCGAUCGCAGUGUCGACUACGGCGUCAAGGACAUUGUCAUUGGCAUGCCGCAUCGUGGCCGCCUCAACGUUCUCAGCAACGUCGUCAGGAAACCCAACGAGUCCAUCUUCUCCGAGUUCGCUGGCACUGCCGGUGCCGAGGAUGAGGGAUCUGGCGAUGUCAAGUACCAUCUUGGCAUGAACUUCGAGCGUCCCACCCCCUCGGGCAAGCGUGUCCAGCUGUCCCUUGUGGCCAACCCUUCCCAUCUCGAGGCCGAGGACCCCGUCGUUCUCGGUAAGACGCGCGCCAUCCAGCACUACAAUAACGAUGAGAAGGCCCACCGCACUGCCAUGGGCGUCCUGCUCCACGGUGACGCCGCUUUCGCCGCUCAGGGUGUCGUCUACGAGUGCCUCGGCUUCCACUCGCUCCCUGCCUUCUCCACUGGUGGUACCAUCCACCUCGUCGUGAACAACCAGAUCGGCUUCACGACCGACCCCCGCUUCGCUCGCUCGACCGCCUACUGUACCGAUAUCGCCAAGGCUAUCGACGCCCCCGUCUUCCACGUCAAUGCCGACGACGUCGAGGCCGUCAACUUCGUCUGCCAGAUGGCUGCCGACUGGCGUGCCGAGUUCCAGCAGGAUGUCAUCGUCGACCUGGUGUGCUACCGCAAGCACGGCCACAACGAGACUGACCAGCCUUCCUUCACGCAGCCCCUGAUGUACAAGCGCAUCCAGUCGCACAAGUCUCAGAUUGCCAUCUACGUCGACAAGCUUAUCAAGGACGGCACCUUCACCAAGGAAGACGUCGAAGAGCACAAGCAGUGGGUCUGGGGCAUGCUCGAGGAGAGCUUCACCAAGUCCAAGGAAUACCAGCCCACCUCCAAGGAGUGGACGACUUCGGCCUGGAACGGCUUCAAGUCGCCCAAGGAGCUGGCCACCGAGGUUCUGCCGCACAACACGACCAGCGUCGACAAGAAGACACUCGAGCACAUCGGUGAGGUCAUUGGCAGCACAAGUGAGGGCUUCAACGUGCACAGGAACCUCAAGCGUAUCCUCUCCAACAGGACCAAGUCUGUGGUUGGGGGCCAGAACAUUGACUUCCCCACGGCCGAGGCUCUCGCCUUCGGUUCCCUCGUCACCGAGGGCCACCACGUCCGCGUGUCCGGUCAGGAUGUCGAGCGUGGCACCUUCUCGCAGCGCCACGCCGUCUUCCACGACCAGGAGACCGAGGACACCUACACACCGCUGCAGAACAUUAGCAAGGACCAGGGCAAGUUCGUCAUUGCCAACUCGUCUCUGAGCGAGUUUGGUGCCCUUGGCUUCGAAUACGGUUACUCUCUCUCGUCUCCCAACGCGCUCGUCAUGUGGGAGGCCCAGUUCGGUGACUUCGCCAACAACGCGCAGUGCAUCAUUGACCAGUUCAUCGCUUCCGGUGAGGUCAAGUGGAUGCAGAGGACAGGUCUCGUCAUGUCGCUGCCCCACGGUUACGACGGCCAGGGUCCCGAGCACUCCUCCGGACGCUUGGAGCGUUACCUGCAGCUCUGCAAUGAGGACCCUCGUGUCUUCCCCUCGCCCGAGAAGCUCGAGCGCCAGCACCAGGACUGCAACAUGCAGAUCGCUUACUUCACGACCCCUGCCAACUUGUUCCACGCCCUUCGUCGCCAGAUGCACAGGCAAUUCCGCAAGCCCCUCAUCAUCUUCUUCUCCAAGUCGCUCCUCCGCCACCCUCUGGCGCGGUCCAACAUCGAGGAGUUUGUUGACGAGUCCCACUUCCAGUGGAUUAUCCCCGACCCCGAGCACGAGGCCGGCACCAUCAAGAAGCCUGAGGAAAUCAAGCGUGUUGUGCUUUGCACGGGUCAGGUGUGGGCCGCGCUCCACAAGUACCGCGCGGACAACAAGAUUGACGACACGGCGUUCACGCGUAUUGAGCAGCUCAACCCCUUCCCAUGGCAGCAGCUCAAGGAGAACCUCGACCAGUACCCCAACGCAGAGACGAUUGUCUGGGCUCAGGAGGAGCCGCUCAACGCUGGUGCGUGGAGCUUCACGCAGCCUCGCAUCGAGACGCUCCUCAACCAGACAGAGCACCACAACCGCAAGCACGUCAUGUACGCUGGCCGCAACCCCAGCGCGUCCGUGGCAGCGGGUACCAAGGGCCUGCACACCAAGGAAGAGCAGGAAUUCCUGGAGAUGGCCUUCACGGUCAAGCAGGACAAGCUGAAGGGCGAGUAA